Messenger RNA from Ceutorhynchus assimilis (cabbage seed weevil), 2193 nucleotides. NCBI's taxonomy places the organism in Eukaryota, Metazoa, Arthropoda, Insecta, Coleoptera, Curculionidae. The record is from the annotation of a GenBank genome assembly.
AUACUUUGUUUCUUGAUUCUUGGAAAAGUUUUACAAUAUUAUUUAGGUUUUCUCCAUUUAUUAUUUUUUUAAAGUGAGAACUACAUUCCUAUCAGAUUGGUAGAUUCCACUAUCAAAAUGAUGCGUUUGGAAAAUUUACUAUUAUGUACUCUCAUAGUAAAUAGUAUCAUCGCGGGUAUUCGUGCAUAUGAUGAUUACAAUAUAAUUGCAGAAAACGUUGAGAAACUUUUGGAUAAUUUCGAAAGUUACACUUAUCCAACAAAUAAUGAGAUUUUUUUUGAAUCUAAUGAGAAAACAGCAGACUCUACUUGUGAGGAAAAGGAGUACGAUUUUAUUAUUGUUGGAGCCGGAACGGCUGGUGGAGUGUUGGCAAAUAGAUUAACAGAAGAAGAAGAUUUUACAGUUCUGGCAUUAGAAGCUGGAGACGAACCACCUCAAUUGUCGGAUAUGUUAGCUGUCAGUAUUUACUUGCAUCGUACUCCCUAUAAUUGGGGCUAUAACACGACUGCGCAAAAAAACAUGUGUUUAGGUUCACGAGACAAUAAAUGCGCAUAUCCCAGAGGAAAAAUGUUAGGCGGUAGCAGUUCAAUUAACUUUGGAAUGUACGUUAGAGGUCACAGGCAAAAUUUCGACCAUUGGGCAUCUUUAGGUAAUCCUGGUUGGUCAUAUGCUGACGUUUUGCCCUAUUUCAAAAAAGCAGAACAUGCGACUUUUGAUAAUGCGGAUCGUGAUUAUCAUGGUUUCGAUGGACCUCAGAAGAUUAGUGUACCUGAAGAUACACCAUUGUUGACUGAGGCCCUAAUGAAGGCUCACAUAGAACUUGGCAAAAAUGAAACAGACUAUAACGGAAAAGAACAAGACGGUGUAGCUAGAUUGCAAUUUUUUUUGGAUAAAAAUAUACGCGCAAGUUCAAACCAUGCUUUUAUUAAACCAGUAAAAAAUCGUCGAAAUCUUGAAAUUAGCGUUAACUCUUACGUUACCAAAAUUCUUAUAAAUGGUAACACGGCUUUUGGUGUUCAAUAUUUAAAGAACGGCAAAGAAUGCACUGCGAAGGCAAGUAAAGAGGUGAUUUUAUCAGCCGGUGCAAUUAACUCACCUCAGCUUUUAAUGUUAUCUGGAAUUGGACCAAAAGAAGAACUGGCGAAACAUGGCAUAGAACUUAUAGCAGAUUUGCCCGUUGGAAAAUAUUUACAAGACCACCAAUUUUUUCCAGGAAUAUUUUAUAGACCCAAACGCGAAUUUUAUCACAAUUCAAUCCUAGAAAAUGUAAAAUUAUGGACAGAGAACAAACGACCACUUACUCCCAGCAUGGGUCAACAAAUAGUAAGUUUCUGGAAUUUCCUUGGCCUUGAAGGAACUGUACCAGAAAUCGAACUUUUCUUUUUUGGACCACCGUUAAUAAGUUACCACCUUGCAGCAAUUUUAGGAUACACAGAUGAGUAUAUUGAGAGCUUCAAAACCUUAAACCCAUACAGUGACAUAAAUGUCAACAUAGAACUUCUUCACCCGUUAUCCGAAGGGAGUGUAACCCUUAACUCAAGAGACCCUAGAGAUUUCCCGCUUAUUGACCCCAACUACUUUUCAGAUCCAAAAGGUGUUGAUCUUGAGCUUAUGUAUGAAGGAGUUAAGGUGGCUUUGAAACUGAACGAAACCGAAGCUUUUAAGAGCCUAGGGCUAGAGCUGAUAAGUAUUCCAUAUCCUACUUGCGAUUCGAAAUUCGAAAAAAUGUCCAAACCAUGGUGGUUUUGCGCUUUGAAAACCUUAUCUUCCACGCUUUUCCAUCCGAUAAGUACAACAAGAAUGGGUCCUAAUCCUGAAACUUCAGUUGUAAAUUCAAAACUAAAGGUACACGGAAUCCAGAAUUUAAGAGUAGUGGAUGCUGGAGUGAUGCCGGAUCAUAUUUCCGGGCACCCGAAUGCAGCAACUGUUAUGAUUGCAGAAAAAAUAUCUGACGAAAUUAAAGUUGAACAUUUGGGGCCACCAAGAAGAUAAUGAAAUACAUAUCUAUAAAUAAAUGAGUACAUAGAUAAGUAGAUUAAACCAUACCCAGCAUAAUGACCGACCUGAGUCCAUGCACGGUGGUUUUGAAGUUGUUAUUGCACUUUUUUAGGUUGUCUUCGCUGGUGACUUGGUAAAAGGUUUUGGUUGUUCAUCCAGGGUUGAUAAAUAAUUAAAAUCAGUUUUCUCAAGCUA